AUGAGCGGCCCCGGCCGCCCCAUUCUUGCCCCCCUCGACGAACAGCAGCUACAAAGUCAAGGGCUUGCCAGCCAAAACUCUGCAGAAGGAACACGCAAGCUGCAUCGUCGUCGCAUGAAUCGCUCAAGUGAUUCUGAAAAUGAACAAAUUCCACUCGAUGUCUCAUACUCCGCUCCCGAUUCCCAAUCUGCGUUUGCGACAAUCCCGACGUUCCUCAUAUCAAGAGCGACUUUGAUUCAUGUUGGGUUUACCAAGACAAGAGCCUCGCAGCUCUGGGAUCUCUGGGGCCAACAGCAGGAGGCCGAGGCCGAGCUACGGCGCGAAUUCGGCGAUGAUGAAAACGACGGGAUGGGAAUGACCUUCUUGGACUUCAUGAAAAGCGCCAUCAGCAGAUCACGCGACACCGCGAGUUCUCGGGAUCAAGAUUGGAUUGCCGCAAUGACCGCAUGGGGCAUACAAUCCGAAUUACAAGAAGCGAUGACCGACCCCAUGUUCGACCCAAUCCGACACUCCCAGUCAUGCGCUUACUGGGUCAAAGACACCAUCGAGAUGCGCUUUGCAGCACUCGAGCAAACCCAAAAAACGUCAGAGGAACGCAACGCACUUCUGGCCCGGGGCAGAACUGCAGACUUGAUAGAAAGACAAUUUCGAGCCGACGCUCAAAUCGCAAACGCCCGCUCUGCCGCCGCUCGAAACGCCCCUGGCCAUACCAUGUUAUACAGAGGCAUGGAUGAAGGGAGGGCCAUGAACUUGGUCCAGGACUGGGACUCUUGCUAUCUGAAUGAGAUGCUAAGCAUGCCCCCAUCGGACUUUAGUCCCAGCAGAAGGUUCUUUUACUUCAGCCCUCAGCGAUUUGUUGCACAAUACUACGCUUCUUGGGUGACUCGGCGGAACGAAAACAUAGAACCGCGGCCCAAACCGAUCAUUAUUCAGUUCUCGAUGCCGAAUAGCACCCUCGAAAGCCUGUCCUCCGGGACGGAGAAACUUUCCGUUUACUUCCCAGAUGACGAGUGGAAGAAACUGAUUUGGUACAGCCGUAGAGACCAACCUCUACCCACUACCCUAACCAAGUAUCACAAUGCGACUCUCAUCAUCGGCACGAUCGCAAGAGGGCCCGAUCUCGUCCUCCAGAGCCUGCGCUCCUGGGAGCAAGUUUCAGACAACAAUGUUCUCAAACUUGGUCCACCAAGAAACCUGGCGACAGCCAUCCAGUUUGUCUUUACGGAUGACAAAGGAGGUUUAUUGCUACAGCAGAAUAUGUCCUCAUUCUCGAAGCAAGAUUUUGAUGCUCGAGAGUACUGCGAAUGGCGACGUGGUCACAGAAUUCCAUGA
Cordyceps fumosorosea ARSEF 2679 is the source of this 1332-nucleotide messenger RNA. RefSeq lists its product as hypothetical. Lineage: Eukaryota; Fungi; Ascomycota; Sordariomycetes; Hypocreales; Cordycipitaceae. The record is from RefSeq and is a predicted model, not a curated record. The transcript has a single exon. The coding region runs from base 1 to 1332 and encodes 443 amino acids.